This is a messenger RNA of Spinacia oleracea (spinach), 978 nucleotides long. RefSeq lists its product as uncharacterized. Gene Ontology annotation, molecular function: DNA binding; transposase activity. The transcript has 6 exons. Lineage: Eukaryota; Viridiplantae; Streptophyta; Magnoliopsida; Caryophyllales; Amaranthaceae. Gene Ontology annotation, biological process: DNA transposition. The coding region runs from base 1 to 978 and encodes 325 amino acids. The record is from RefSeq and is a predicted model, not a curated record.
AUGAUGAGCCUGGUGAUGUACCUGAUUUGGGGUUUGAGGAUUGUCUGGAUGGUUCUUCAAAGAUGGAUAAGGCCUAUAAAAAUGUUGGGGUUUGGGCUUAGUGGUGAGAGGGAUGACAAUAGGAGGUACACAGCAGUGUGUGCAGUAGAAUCAUGUGACUGGAGGAUACAUGCUAGUAGGUUGUUUACUAUGUUAGCUGGACAAUUAAGGUUCCAGUUGAUUGUGAAGAAGAGGUUGUUGUACAAGGUUAUGAGUAUGGCCAAGGAGAAGCUACAUGGUGGUUGGGCUGAAGCAUAUGAGUUGCUGCCUAGAUAUGUUGAGAUGAUUAAGCAAACUAACCCAGGGAGUUAUGCACUGAUAACAUGGGGGACCAGGUUUUUAAGGGGUUGUAGGCCUAUAAUUGGAAUAGAUGGGGAUCAUUUAAGUGGUUUCUACAAUCUACUGACAAUAGUUGACAUUGAUGGGAACAAUGAAAUAUUUGUUCUGGCCUAUAGGAUAGUAGACACUGAGAGAUGUGACAGUUGGACCUACUUCAUGAGAUGCUUGAGGAAAAUGUUUGAGCAGGAGGGUUGCAACAAAAAUGAUUGGACCUUCAUCAGCGAUAGGAUGAAGGGUGUUGAGUUGGUAGUUAGAGAAACUUUUCCUAGAGCAACUAGGAGAGUUUGCUGCCAACACUUAUACAUGAAGUGUAAGAACAAUGGCUUCAGUGGAUCUGCAUUCCACAAGCUCUUUUGGAUAGCUGCUGAUGCAUACAAUGAGUAUGUAUUUGGUAAGGCAACGGUGAAGAUCACUGAGCAUAAUCCACAAGCUCUUUUGGACAGUUGCAUUGAGCAGUGGUCUAGGCACAAGUUUGAUUCUACUGUUUGUUGUAAUCACAACACAACAAACUUUGUGGAGUCAUUCAAUGCAUGCACAAAGACAUUCAGAGACAUGUCUGUCUUCUCAUUAUUGGAAGCAAUAAGAAGUUGGUGUGUGUAG